Eucalyptus grandis is the source of this 722-nucleotide messenger RNA. RefSeq names its product kinesin-like protein KIN-14A. NCBI's taxonomy places the organism in Eukaryota, Viridiplantae, Streptophyta, Magnoliopsida, Myrtales, Myrtaceae. The transcript is spliced from 3 exons. The coding region runs from base 39 to 506 and encodes 155 amino acids. The record is from RefSeq and is a predicted model, not a curated record.
GGAUCUGUGGAUUUGGCAAAAAUGAGAUCCAGAUUGUUAUGCAAGGAGAGCGCACUCUUUGUACUGAUCCUCGAACGCCCAACUUGCUUGUUCAAAGCAUGAAUGGCAAGGAAUCUCACAUAAGGAAAUCGCUGCACACCAUAGGGAGGAAGCUCAUCAAUGGAUUUGAAAGGAGGAACCAAAGAAAUGUGACAGAAGCUCGUUCACCUGUCAGAGGCUCUACUACUUGCAUUAAAAAUGGGGUAUUGGCAAUUGCAGCCAACACACGGACACAAAAUGGAGUAUUGGCAAUUGCAGCCAACACACGGACACAAAAUGGAGUAUUCGCAAUUGCAGCCAACACACGGACACUUAGGAGACAAUCACUAACAGGUGCUGGUUCAGACCAGUCUCGCCGGUCUUCUCUGGGUGGCAAGUCCACUAAUUCCAAUGUAAAAGACACAAGGAAUGCCAAGACGCCUCCUCCAGUCCACCCAUUAUCUACGAUAGCAAAGCGUUGGCUGUAGCUAUAGAUGGCGAAAUUUAGUGUUCAAUGACCAGCGAAGUGAUGCUUUGACUCGAAGCUGACUGAAGUUUUGACAUGAUAGAUGAGACACUGAGAAUUGACGAGGGAAAGACUGAAGAGUUAGCCAACAAACGCAAUAGCAAUUUUUGGUUUAACACACUGCUUAUGUACAUAUUGACACAAGUUCUUCAAAUAAUGCCCGAAAUUUCUAUGGGAA